This is a messenger RNA of Quercus lobata, 2759 nucleotides long. RefSeq names its product zinc finger CCCH domain protein. The transcript is spliced from 12 exons. The coding region runs from base 232 to 2634 and encodes 800 amino acids. The record is from RefSeq and is a predicted model, not a curated record. Lineage: Eukaryota; Viridiplantae; Streptophyta; Magnoliopsida; Fagales; Fagaceae.
CGGCGUCGGAUUAAAAGGUCAGAUAAAAAUGUUGUGUGUCCUGCGCUCGCACUCUCAAACACACAACACGCAAAGACAGAAAGAAAAGAAAGAGUCACAGAGACCGAUGAUCGAGAAACAGGUGGUAAUUAUCAAAUGCUCUGAAUAUUUGAGAAGUAAGAGAAGCUGAUUUAGUUUUGGCUGUUGUGUUGGAUAAAAGAUUGAUUUGUGUAAUUAUACUGGAAAUUCAUUAUGAGUGGAGUUCCUAAAAGAACUCAUGAAGAGAGUGGUCAUUCCUCGUCCUCGAAAUACCCACAUGAGGAUUCGGGCGGAUACCCUAAGUUGUCAUCUACAGUUUCAGGUGAGUACCAUUCUCCAUAUGAGAUGGGUCAAGAUGCUCGGAUGCCUAAGAUUCCCCGGACUGAACCUCGUGAUGUGGAUAGAAGAUCUCCUCUUCGUUCAUCGCAUUGGAUGCAACCUCCUUUGAAUGAUUCACAUGUAGAUCAUCCUGAAAACAGGUUGGAGUUGGGGGAUUCCAAGGAUAGUAGAGAUGUACAGUUUGAGAACCGAGAUUUAAAGACUGAUACGAGAGAGCCGUAUUGGGUGACGAGGGACGCUGUGAUUGCAAAGAGUGAAAAGGAUGUAAGAUUUGAAAGUAGAGGGGAUGAUAAUAAGGAAACAAGAUAUGAUAGGGAAAGUUAUAAUGAUCCUAAAGGUGAUGCAAAGAUGGAGAAGGAUGGUUAUGGUGCAGCAAAUAGUCACUUGAAUAGGAAAGAAUCAAAAGAACACCACAGGGGAAAAAGAUAUCCUGAUGCCCCAAGUGGAGUUAAUUUAAAUUUUUGGACUGGUCCACGUGGUAAUUCAGAAGGCACCAUUGAGGCUGGAAAGGAAGGAUCAGCAACUGAAGAGAGGGAUUAUGUGGAAGCUCAUGAGGCUGUUGGGGAAAACAAAGUUGAUUCAAAGGGUGAAGAGAAAUUGAAAGAUAAGGAUAGAAAGAGGAAAGAUGUGAAGCAUAGGGAUUGGGGAGAAAGAGAUAAGGAUAGAAGUGAUCGUAGGAGUGGUAUGCAAGUCGCUAAUAGCAGCAGUGAGUACAAAGAAUCAACAAAGGAGGAAAGAGAUGUAGAGAGGUGGGAGAGGAAGGAUUUUUCAAAAGACAGGGAAAGGCUAAGGGAGAGAGAGAAGGAUCAUACCAGGAGAGACUCAUGGAAUGGAGUAGACAAGGAGAGUUCUCAGAAUGAGAAGGAAUUAGGGGAUGGAUCUUUAAGAAUGCCUGAGCAGGAAAAUCCGGCAUCAGAGCAGAAGAAGCAGAAAGAUUUUGAUAACUGGAAAAAUGUUGAUAGGGAAGCAAGAGAGAGGAUGAAAGAAAGCAAUGAUAUUGAAGGAGAUAGAACUGAAAAGCGUAGGUGUGAUGAUAAAGAAUUAGAUGACGGAUGUGCAGAAGGGGAAGGGGCAACUGAAAGGGAAAGGGAAGUCUAUAAUUAUGGAGUUCAACAACGUAAGAGGAUGCAGCGGCCAAGGGGCAGCCCUCAAGUGGCAAACCGUGAGCACCGUUUUAGGUCUCGUGGUCCAGACAAUGAAGGGUCUCAAGGUAAAGCUGAAGUAUCUUCUGUUGUUUAUAAAGUUGGCGAAUGCAUGCAAGAACUGAUAAAAUUGUGGAAGGAGUACAAAGCAUCACAAGCUGAAAAAAAUGGAGAAAGCUCUUUAAACGGUCCUACGCUUGAAAUCCGGAUUCCAGCUGAGCAUGUUACCGCUACAAAUCGCCAAGUCAGAGGUGGCCAGCUAUGGGGGACAGAUAUAUACACUGAUGACUCAGAUCUUGUUGCUGUUCUGAUGCAUACAGGUUAUUGCCGCCCUACUGCUUCCCCUCCUCCACCUGCUAUCCAAGAGUUGCGUGCUACAAUCCGAGUGCUACCUCCACAAGAUUGUUACAUUUCCACUUUGAGAAACAAUGUUCGUUCACGUGCUUGGGGUGCGGCAAUUGGUUGUAGUUACCGUGUUGAGCGUUGCUGCAUUGUGAAGAAAGGAGGAGGAACGAUUGAUCUUGAGCCUUGUCUUACACAUACAUCAACAGUGGAGCCUACCCUUGCUCCAGUGGCUGUUGAGCGGACAAUGACUACUAGGGCCGCAGCUUCGAAUGCAUUGCGGCAACAGAGAUUUGUACGAGAAGUUACGAUACAGUACAACCUCUGCAAUGAGCCCUGGAUUAAGUACAGUAUAAGCAUUGUUGCUGACAAGGGUCUGAAAAAACCCCUUUAUACAUCUGCAAGAUUGAAGAAGGGAGAAGUUUUGUAUUUAGAAACACAUUCAUGCAGGUACGAGCUCUGUUUCACUGGAGAGAAAAUGGUCAAAGCUAUACCGGCAUCUCAGAUGCAUGACGUGGAGACAGAGAAGUCCCAGAAUCAUCACCCGCAUCCCGCAAAUGGUGAAAAAAAUGAUUGUGAUAACAUGGUCAUUGAUGUAUUUCGAUGGUCUCGCUGUAAGAAGCCCCUUCCUCAGAAAGUCAUGCGGUCCGUUGGGAUCCCACUUCCGCUUGAACAUGUGGAGGUAUUGGAGGAGAAUCUUGACUGGGAAGAUGUGCAGUGGUCACAGACGGGUGUUUGGAUUGCAGGAAAAGAAUACACACUUGCUCGGGUUCAUUUUCUAUCUAUGAAUUAGCAAGUCUUUAUAAUGUUUUCUUAAAAUGUAUUUAGGAACAAUUUAAUCCUGAUCUGAUGUAUGAAACAAGACUUGAUUUGUAAUGAUACAGGUUUUAAGUUAUAAAUAUACUGUUAUUGUUUUUA